AUGAACCCGUCUGAAGGAAACGAUACUACCUUGCCAAAUCCUGGGGAAAGCACGCAUAAUUCUCUCGGAUAUAGAAUUGCAGAGUAUGUGAUAAUAAUCUUGGGAUUUAGUGCAAAUUCGUUUAUAUGCUUCGCCUUUGCCUACUACCGAAGAAUACGCACAGUGAAUAACUAUUUUGUAGUCAACCUUGCCAUCAGUGAUAUGAUGUUGCUGUUGGUCCUUUGCAUUUGGGAAGCAACGCAAGCCAACCUAAAAACCUUAAGAGAGGUAACGGAAUAUAUGUUGUUUUUAACCAUCUUUGAGGUUUUCUGCAGCACGGCAAGCAUCGUUUCCUUGACUGUGCUCAGCUAUGACCGCUUUUUGUCCGUCACUAAGCCUUUGCACUAUACCACUUUUAUCACCGGGCGAAAAGCUCUUCUCGUCAUCGCCUACAUUUGGUUUCAUUCAGCCGUGAUUGCGCUUUUAGGGCUGACCAGCGAAUUGCCAAAUAAGGAGGUCUUCAAAUUUGGUUAUACGCCUUUACUGGCUUUUUGCAAUUUGCUACUCCCUUUGGCUAUCACUUUGUACUGUUAUAUCAAAAUCUUCCUUAUCGCUUCUAGACACCUGCGGCACAACCCACACCAAAACCAGGGUGCGAACGAGACGGCGAAUAUUCUCACCAAGAACCUUAAAAUAGCCUUUCAUAUCCUUGUUCUUGUUGCACCACUCCUGAUGUUCUGGACUGCUUUCUAUACCAUCAGCGUAGUCGAAAUAUAUUGCCGCAAAUGCAUAUUUUGUAAAAAUUGCAUAACAACAUUACAGGACUGGAUUAUAAGUAACAUGGGGAGCAUUUUGGGGUCUGUGGACCCGAUCAUAUACAUUUUCCUCACAAAAGACUACAGGAAGAUCUUUUUUAGCUGCUUCGAGCGAAACAAUCGCCCGCUUUUCGUGAGCGAGACAUUCCACCUUUCCGCGACAAAAGCGACAACGACUCAAGCUUCACCUGUUUCUUAUCCAGAAAGACGCUUUCCUGAGAUGUGAUGCUGAUUCGAAGUUUGCUAUAGAGUAGAAGGCACGGAUUAACGGGCAGCGUUCGUUCGAGUUACAAACAAGACAGCAAAAGUAAAAGUGGAAGUAAAACUACCACCCGAACAUUGAAAAACUAAAUAAUGUCUUCGAAAAUGACAAGAAAACGGCAAGGCAUUAUUCAAGAUGUACAACAAACAAUGAUCUAACUUCUUAACAUAGCAGGUGUAACAGGAGACAUCGUGUACAAUACUCUUAUUUUCAAACGAACUUCAAAUUUUCACUUGCUAUUGUAGAAGGAGCAAGAAAAUUAAAAGGUCAAUUUCUAAAAGAAUCCAAAACGGUCAGGUUUCGUGGAACAAGAGGAAGUGUAAAGUUCUGUUACUAAGUCAAUGAGCUACAGUUGUAAAUUAGAUUCGGCAGUAAUAAUAUUCGGGUCCAACUAAUCAGCUUUAACAUUGACGAGGGCUUGGAUUAAGAAUGGGGAAAGGAAAAAGGUUUUUGUAAGACAAUUUUAACUUACACUAAGCUCUAAAAAAACAGAACUCGAUGUUUUCUAUUGUUUCGCUGAUGGAGAAUUGACCCAAGAUUAUUUAUCUUCCAUUUUGGCACGACGAGUGUAAACGGUAUAAGAUGGCAAACAAAAGAAGGCUGAGUUUCUUGGUUUUACUUUAUUUUACUCCAUUUUAUUUUAUUUUAUCAUUACCAAUAUUUUUUUCUAAUUUAGCUAAAGUGGAAAUAUAUUUACUAAAACGUGUUCAAUUUCAUUGCAUUUUAGAGUGACUAGCACGAAAAGUUAACUUCGAGAAUUGCCUCCAUUAGGUAGCUCCUGCUUAAUCAUCAAUCUGUCAGCUUCGUGCAGUGCAAGUAAUUUUCUUUGCUAAAUUAACGAGCCAAGAAACACAAAGCUUAGAAAGCAAUACUAAAAAUCUUACAAAGGUAGAGGUGGUGGAAGUCUCCACGUGAGGAGCGAAUUCUUAUUUUAAACAAUGAACUCCCUGUUCUCUUUCGUUAAAAAAAAAAAAUUGCUUUUGAUCGAUACGUACAAAAAUUGACAUCUUAAUGCCCGGGACGUUGAAAAUUAAGAAAUGAAAAGGUAGAUAAUAAUCUCUCAGUAUGAAAACUACUUAUCGUCGAGCAAUUUCACAAAAUAUUCUGGAUUCGACUGAGCAAAUGAUAAGGAGCUUAGGGAGUCACUAUACAACAUAAUAUCUCGAGAAGCAGAAUUUAAAGCGGGGACAAAAACUGAAAUGUAUCAAAAGGAUUCAAUGAGAGCUCAGGAGAACAGUCCCAUUUUGAAUCAAUCAGGCUUCGUAAUCUAUUGCUAGGAUUGGUAGAAGCACGUUAAAUUAGAUAUCACUCAAGUGUCAGAUGUCAGAAACUGUGCUAACAAAGGACAACGAUUGCGAAACAGUUUUUAUGAAGUGCUAACUUCAGUUGCGACGUUUUCUUCAAUUAAUAACAGCAGAGAAUGCGUCGGUGUGUUAUUUGCUGUAAUAACUUUGUUUUUUAUAUUUAUGUAUUUUUUCGUUAAUUAAUACUCCCUCAAUUUAUGAUUACUUCGGUCACGAAAGAAAGUCCAAUUGAAUAACUUGUAGUUUCGCAACAGCUCUAAAUAUUUGCCAGCCGUUGUACCAUUAGGAUUUCAAUUUCGUUUUUUAUUGCAAAAUAGUUUGACACAUAUAUGCAAAUAAAAUAAUUGAAAGAACUUUGUUGAAUUUAUUUUGGAGCGCUCAGGUUAAUGACAUUGGAUAUACUAUAUACAUUCUUGGGUGCAUUCAAAACAACAUGAUUGUUUAAUUAGAAGCUCUAAAUUGAAUCAUACAUAAUUAUGGACUGGACUAUUUUUGCUUUGGGUGUGACACUACAGCGGAAUACUCCUACUAGCUGUAUAAACAGUUUCAACUUAAAGAUAAGCUGAGCCGUCUCUUUGAGUCAAAAAAAGCAAUCAACAUUAAUUUACGAUGACAAAAACUUCAGUGCAAUGAAGGAAAUUUUACCUUUACGUACGCGAGCACAAAUGUCUCAAAAUUAAGGUGAUUGUCAAUCAAAUUCAAAUGAAGAGAGUGACAGCUCUUAAUUCAUAAUGUAAUUUUAAAUUAUCAGUUAAAAGGAAUCACUCAAACAGUAUACCGCACUGAAAAUUAUAUACAUACACAAGAGCCUUUAGAAGAUCCGGGAAUAGCACCGAAUGUUUUUAAGACAUUUUAUUUUCCCAAUUCAGGCCAUAGUGCCAAUUUCAUUUAGAUAAACAAAUAUAUCAGGGUCUAAAUCGCGAAAGAAAAAAUUGAAAAUGGUUAUGUAACGAUUUUACCCAUAUUGUAUUUCCAGUUCAAUACUUGUCUUGACUAGUCUGAAGUGAAAGCACCAAAUAAAUGGAAAACCGCAAAAAGGCUUUCAGGCGACACGGUGAACCAAAAGAAAAUAUAAUGUUAAGCGGGCUUUUUCAGGACUUUUUUAAAAAUUAUUAUCUUUUCCAUCAUGAAUAAGCUUUGCCUCAAUCGCAAAGGUGUAUUUUGCUAUUUUAUACGUUGACCAUGGAAUCAUAAUUCACAAUUCACACAAUCUUUAAUUCAUUAACUCGCGCUAAUUCAUAGUCUCCACCGAGGUACCGGAGAAGUAGUGAUUCUUUUUUUCGUAAAUUUAUGAUCCUUAAGUUGUCUAUCGCCAAACAAGGCGAUCUAUCGCUGUCGCUGCUGGAAUCCAUCCAAGUAAGUCGCACAUUAAAAUUAUAACACAAUCAUUCACUUUCGAAUAGAUUUGAUUGCUAGUUGCCCAUUAGAUUUUUUGCAAUCAGUAUGGAGAUUUUAUCCAACAUAACUGGCAGUCAUUGAAGGCAUUAAGUUUAAGAUAAACCCACAAUACAACCCCCGUCCCCACCCCACAAAGCCUUGUGAGUUUUUCCUUUGGGGGAGAGGUGAAGCGUCUUAAUCCCGAUAAAUCAUUCUCGUUUCCAGGGUCCUCUCCUACUUGUCACUCCGGGGGACAAGAAUGAAAGGACCCUGGAAGGAUCGAUAUUACCAUGGCGACGACAAGCAAAAAAUAAUUUCAACAAAGCAAAAUCUACCGUGACAGAGAAAAAUUCUGUAUGUUUGAAUUCAAAUUUUUUAAAAAAUUCAAAUUACUCCGAAGUAGUAUCACAAUGCUGUUUAAUAAUUAUAUUUCCAUGAUAGGAAAUUUUGGUGAAUUAAGCGCUUUCUUGUUUAUUUGAGCGUUGUUGACAAAAUUCAAUACAAAGUCAAUUGGAGGUGAAAAAUUAAUGGUGAUCGGACGAGGAAAAAGAUAAAAAAUAACGGUAUGAUCUCCGAAAAACUGUAAGGAAUGACCUUUUUAAUAGCAAUUUGUGAGACUUGCACUCUUUGAGAAGCCGAUGGAAUCUCAGUUGGGGGUGGUGGGAGCUUUCCACUUUAAUUACACUAUUUUUCUUGAAAUAUCUGUUACAUGAUUUGCGUUUUAGAUGAGUUUCAGGUUGUCGCUAAUUCAUUCAAACAUUGUAUGACAGUCCAUUACCAGCCAAGAACCGAACCAUAAUUAAUCGAUAAAUUAUUCAUCGGUUAUGGUCGUAACUAUCCAUUACUCAAGAAAACAAAAAGACUCGACCAAAUCGUUUCCCUGAGCUCAUUAAAACCUAAAAUGGGACUUAAAAUCAUAACUAACUAAGCAUUCUCUUUUGUCAUACUUAGAACUAUAAAAAAUAUAUCAAUGAUUAUUGCGAAGGGAAAUCGAAGCAUGGUCGCCCUUUGUUGAUUUUUCUACCACACAGGCGGUUCAACCUAGAAACGAUUAUUCAAGUUUUUCAAUUUGGAAUCCGUUUCAAUAAGCUUAAAAAAUUAAAUGAACGAGCUUUAUGGAGUGUUUUUCAAGAUAAGGAUCCAUAACGACUAUCAGUCCCAAUUAACGAUGACCAAAAAGAAUUGAAGACUUCAAAAUAUUGCCUUUAACUUAACAAGAAAGUGUAUACAGAAUUAAAUAAUCUAGCUCCAUCAUAUAUUAAGCAUUUCUUUUUUUCACCUGUACACCAUAUGACCUUGGGAGGUCUAAUAUUUUAUCUCCUCCCAAAUGUAAUACAAUAUGGACUAAAAUCGAGUAGAUAUUUAAGGGCCUAACUUAUGGAGUUCUCUUAAAGAUAAUGUUACGGAUUGCCUCAGGAUCUUAGAUCUUUUAAAAACCUAAUAUAAUAUUCAUAAUGGACUUUGCUGGUAUACAGUUAUAAUCAUAUCCCUAGUUUAAUGCUGCUCGAUUUUUUUCUUUCUUUCUUUUAAGAGCUAAGUAAUUUAGGCAUUUUGUAUUUAGUAUUUAGCUCAUAGUAGGUUUAUGUCCCUUAAACAAUAUCAUUGCAAGUUAGUUUAAACAAAGAUUCCAAGUAUCUAAGUGUCUAUAGAAAGCCAAAGACAUACACUUCUAGUUGAGGUUUCAUACUGUUGUAGAAUAUUUUUUUUAUUAUUAUUCUAUUUUUUAUUUUUUAAGUAAUCCCGAGAAAAAGAAAUGACACAGCUCUUUUAAAACAAAGUUUUACGCAUGAAUAUCCUGACUCAGAAGCCUCAGAGCUUAACGCACCCCGAGAAAGGAUCACUCUCCAAGAGAGCGAGUAAUAAGUGAAUAGGAAUAAUCGAGAUGAAGAUUAAAAGAACGUGAAUUCACUGUUAGAGCGACGUUUUCGCCGCUCCGCCGUCUCCGUUCUCGAAUCUUGAGAUCCCGGCCUAUCAUCGACUCGAUUACCAGCUGCUGUUUGGGAAAUGAGCCCACGCUCUUCUCAGGAGGAACAGGACCAAAGCUGAGAGAGGGGUGGAAACCGAGCCUAAUGGCUUCUAACACUAAGAGCUCAACAACAGUUUUCUAGUGCCGGGGGUACUCCCUAAUAUGGGCUAUAUAGGUAUGUGCGGCCCCAAAGGGUAGGGUUUUUCAGCCGUUUUGGUCAUAAAUUGGGUAUCGAUUUUGGCUAUUUUGCCGCCAUUUUGGUCAUAAAUAGGGUAACGAUUUUUGCAUUGUAGUCUUGAAUGCACUUUUUUAGAAGAAGCUACUUCCUUAUGAUGUCCCCCUAACCUAAUAAAAGCAGAUAAACAUUGCCUUUAACAUUGGUCUAAACUAGGGAAAUAAUUAUAAGGCAGGUCUGAAACAGGGUAUUGAUUUAAGGGUCAGGUCAUAAAUAGGGUAUCAAAUUUUUGGUUAGGUCAUAAAUAGGGUAGGGAAAAUCGCAGAUUUUGGUCAUAAAUAGGGUAAGGGUUUUGGGAAGCGGGCCGCACACCCCUACCCAAUUUUUCUGCGAGUACCCCCCCCCCCGGUUUCUAGUGCCUGUCGUUUUAAUUACAGAACCUAACAAUUCUAAUUCAUGUAAUAUCAAGAUGUUUUAUCUCUUCGAACUAGCAAAUUGACAACUUUUACAAACAAACAUCGCGUUAAUGACAUACUGUGUAACCAUCGAGAUGUGCGCACCUGUCAACUCUCGACGAUACCCAAUCAUAUCGCGGUAAAUCAAUAAUUACUCAUUGCCGGUGCAUUAACAUUAAUGAUACAGUUGUGUUAUAAACGAAGGAAGUUAAGCGUAAGCAGCUUUCCUGUUUCUCGUUUGUUCCGUUCAGUUAGACCCUCAACGAAAAGGUAGGAAAUCUUAAAGAAGGCAGUUUUUUUUCAUAUGUUAUUUUGCCUCACGGUGUUUUCAAACAUUGAACUUUCAUUUAUUUUCAAACUUACCCAACAUUUUUAUUAUUACUCAUAACAUGCUCGGAGAACAUGUUCAAGUGGUGUCAACAUUUCGGUAAUCUUGUAGCACUUACCGUUUAUCGCACAAAUGCUAUCCUUUACAAAAUUGAAGCUAAGCAUUGUUGACCUUUAAAACUAGUUGCACCGAUGAAGGGUCUAGGGUAGAAACGAUAUUAAGAUAAUACAGAUUUUCACUUUAAGAUAAAUAAUGUUAAUAUCGAAGCUGUAUUCAGAACGAAAUUUUAUCUCAGUGGGAAAUCUGCCAUCUUUCUUACAAUGUAAUUAAAUAUAUCCGUGUUUACUUGCGUUUAACCUGUCAGAUUAAUUCCAGUCACGAUUUGUGCCAUGUUGGCUAAUGUUUUCCUGCUACGUUGCUACUAAAAAACCAAAACAAUGGAGUGUGGUGUCUAAGGCAAAAACUAAACUAAAAACCUAAACUACAGUGAGAAGUUGCGAUUGAUUAAUUUCUCUCUCUUUCUUUUCUUUCCUUAGUUUUCCCUCCCUUUCCUCUAAUCUUUUUUUGGCUGUCAGUCUGUCAGUCUGUCUGUCUAUCCUUUUGUCUACGUGUCUGUCUGUCUUGCUUCGUUUCUUCCUUGUUUCUUUCUCUCUUCCUCUUUCUGUCUUUGUUUCCUCUGUAUUUCUCACUUACUUACUUUUUUCUUUUUUCUCUUCUUUCCUUUUAUUAUUAUUAUUAUUAUUAUUAUUAUUAUUACUAUUAUUACUAUUUAUCUAUUUAUUUUUUUACGUUAAAGUCAUUUAAUUCGCUUUCAAGCAUCCCACUCUCCCACUACCAGGGCAUUCUCAAGAAGAUAUCGGUUGUGAGGAAUUCACUUCACUUGCGCCAAGAUUGCGCAUUGGCUCUUUUGCCCACUUUAUAUGCAUACCGCUGCUAUCUCAUGACAGCCCGCUUUUUCUAAGUUCAAUCAAUGAAGGGUGUUAAGGGUACUAAAAGGCUGACAUAGACUUCCUCAACACCAGCUCAAACACUGUUUAUUGAUUAUAUUUCCACAGAAGCGCAAUGAACAUCACAAGAACCACGCCUACCAACACCAGUACUACAGCAACCGCAUCAAUGGCAGUUAUUACGACUUCCCUCUCGAUAGUCAUCAUCGGAUUGGCCGGAAAUGGAUUAAUCGUGUACGCGUAUAUCCGUUUUCGCCAGCUACAAACAAUAACGAACUACUUUAUUCUCAAUCUCGCAGUGACAGAUCUGCUGUUGGUUGCGGGCCUAGCCUUAUGGGUUAUGAAAGAUCUCUAUGGCGAUCCAAGUGACAGAGUUCUCCCGAUCGUGGUGGUUAACAUUGAUGUGUUGUGCUUCUCGGCGUCGAUGCUUAGCCUGACUGCUGCAAGCGUUGAUAGGUACCUUGCGGUGACCCGCCCUCUUAGAUACGAACAGCUGAUCACGAGAUCACGGGCUCGAAAAGCAACUCUCCUUAUAUGGGUAUACUCCUUGAUUAUGUUCGGACUUGGUGUGGCCCGCUACCUUAUGGAGAAAAGAGUCUUUGACACAGUUUUUAUGACGACUUUGACUAUCACCAGCUUCGGAAUCCCCGCGUUAGCGAUGAUCUUCGCCCAUCUGAGCAUCUGCAGAUGUGCUUGGAACGCUAAGAAAAGGUCACGUGACACCCACGACUUGUCGCGAAGACGGAGUAAAGAUAUCGCCAAAGGAAUCAAACUUUCGUUUAAUACCCUAGUCAUCUUAGUUCCUAUGGUAAUGGCCUGGGGUGUGUUCUACAUGAUAACAGUCCUGGAAGCUCACUGUGCAACGUGCCGAGCCAACUUUCCUGAGGCAUUUAGCGUUACAGUUGGACUAUUACCUCAUGCUGCAGCGGCCAUUGACCCAAUAGUUUACAUCCUUGUCACAAGAGACCUACGUCGAAGACUCUGCAAGUGUUUUAGUUAA
Porites lobata is the source of this 8608-nucleotide messenger RNA. The record is from the annotation of a GenBank genome assembly. NCBI's taxonomy places the organism in Eukaryota, Metazoa, Cnidaria, Anthozoa, Scleractinia, Poritidae.